Molecule: messenger RNA, 1071 nt
Organism: Exophiala bonariae
Lineage: Eukaryota; Fungi; Ascomycota; Eurotiomycetes; Chaetothyriales; Herpotrichiellaceae
Exons: 3
Coding region: 1-1071 (356 amino acids)
Molecular function (GO): oxidoreductase activity
Source: RefSeq, a predicted model, not a curated record
AUGUCACUACCAAAAACGACGACUGCUUGGAUCCUUGAAGGCAAAGAUGCCGAAAAGGGAUGGGAUAACCUUCAGCUUAAGAAAGACCAAAAGAUCCCAGAGUUGGGAGAGCACGAUGUUCUCGUCCAGAUUCAAGCAGUGUCACUGAACUACAGAGACCUUGCCAUUCCCAAGGGUAUGUAUCCACUGCCCCUUGAUCUCCCCAGGGUCGCGUGCUCCGACGGGGCAGGCAACGUGCUGGCGGUGGGGAAGAAGGCGACACAGUUCACCGUUGGCGACAAGGUCGUGACACAAUUCAACCAAGGCCAUCAAGCCGGCCCCGUAACCUCCGCUGCACUCGCUACAGGACUCGGUGGCGCUCUGGACGGAACUCUCCGCCAGUAUGCGGUCUUCCCCGAAUCUGGACUUGCACUCGCGCCAUCAAACCUCACACCAACAGAGGCUGGAACAUUGACCUGCGCCGCCCUGACGGCAUGGAAUGCACUAUAUGGUCUCGAGUCCAAGGCGCUCAAACCUGGAAAUACUGUUCUCACACAAGGUACUGGAGGCGUAUCGCUCGCCGCGAUUCAAUUCGCAAAAGCCGCUGGCGCCACUGUGAUCGCGACAACCUCUUCGGAUGAGAAGGCAAAGCGACUGGAGAGUCUUGGCGCAGAUGUCGUUCUGAAUUACAAGAAGGAUACCAAUUGGGGCGAAACAGCAAAAAGGCUGUCACCGGGAAAGAUGGGUGUCGACCACAUAGUUGAGGUCGGUGGUCCAGGCACCAUGAGCCAAUCGUUACAAGCCAUCAAACUCGAAGGCGUAAUUUCAGUGAUCGGGUUCCUCGGAGGUCCGAAAUCAGAAGAUGAACCCAGUACGCUGGCGGCAUUAUCAUCUGGCUGCAUUAUCCGUGGUGUUCUGAUCGGGUCCAAAGCGCAACUCAUCGACAUGAAUCGUGCCAUCGAUGCGAACAAUAUCCACCCUAUUGUGGACGAGAGGAAGUUUGGCUUCGAUGACGUGCAUGAGGCCUACCAAUAUCAAUGGGAACAGAAGAAUUUCGGCAAAGUUGUGAUUCAUCUUGGAAGGCUCGAAUAA